AUGAAAAAUCAUUUAAUAGUUGAUGAGAAUAUGCAAUUAAUAAAAAUUGCCGUUGAAGGGUGCUGUCAUGGCGAAUUAGAUGCUAUUUAUAGUACCUUGCCAUUAGAAAUAGAAUUACUUUUAAUUUGCGGUGAUUUUCAAGCAUUACGAAACGAGACUGACUUAAAAACCAUAAACGUCCCUGCUAAAUAUAAGAGACUUGGAGAUUUUCACAAAUAUUAUAAGGGCGAAAAAAAGGCACCAAUCUUAACCAUUUUUAUUGGUGGUAAUCAUGAAUGUUCUUCCUAUUUACAAGAAUUAAAGUUUGGAGGCUGGAUAGCGCCGAAUAUAUAUUAUCUUGGGGAGUUUGGCUGCGUUUCAUAUAAAGGAAUAUUAAUUGGAGGAAUCAGUGGCAUUUAUAAUAGGUAUUCGUUCUUUCAUAGUUCGUCUGAAAGGCUACCUUAUAAUGAAAAAACGAUUCGGUCAGUUUAUCAUGUCAAGCCUAAAAGUUUUGUCAAGCUAUAUUUAAUGAAGAACUUGGAUAUUGUGUUAUCGCAUGACUGGCCCAGUGGGAUUGAGCAUUCUGGAGACGUCAAAUCUCUACUUAAGAAGAAAAAGCACUUCAGAGCAGACAUUGAGAGUGGAUCUUUAGGGAGCCCUUUGAAUAGACUUCUACUCUAUAAAUUGCGGCCACGAUAUUGGUUUUCUGCUCAUUUGCAUGUCAAGUUUGAAGCGAACAUAUCUCAUCGAGCAGAGAAUGAUGCUGAUAAUAAAGAAAGUGAGAGAGUAAAACUUUCUAGUACAGAAAGAGAAGUAGAUAGUGAUCACAUUGAAAUCGAUAUGGAUAUGGAUAUGGAUAUGAACAUUACUCCUCUGUCUUCAAAACGGCCAAUGAAAGACAAUAAUCAUUGGUCCAAGCGAUUGAGAACCAGAUCAACUUAUUUUUUGGCUUUAGAUAAAUGCUUGCCACGUCGUUCUUUUAUACAAGUUAUAGAGAUCGAAACAAAUUCAGACAUAAAUUCGACAGAAUUGUAUUAUGAUGAGAGAGCCGUGGCUGCAAACAAGAUAAUCGAAAAAUACUCUCCAGUAUUUGAUAAGCUGGUUAUUCAGGAUCUAUAUGAUCCCAAGAAUCUGGAAUUGGUUCAAGAGCUAGAGAAAGAAGUCAAUUAUGAAUGUAAGAGAUUAAGUGGUAGCUUACAAGUCCCUAAAAACUUUGAAGUGGUUGCCCCAACUUCAGUUGAAAAAAAUAUUCCCUUACAAUAUUGGGACAACAAUCAGACAAAGGAAUACUGCAUGAGAUUUGGUAUUCAAGCCCCUGAAAUUUAA
Messenger RNA from Priceomyces carsonii, 1305 nucleotides. RefSeq names its product RNA lariat debranching enzyme (gene DBR1). The record is from RefSeq and is a predicted model, not a curated record. The transcript has a single exon. Gene Ontology annotation, cellular component: nucleus. Lineage: Eukaryota; Fungi; Ascomycota; Pichiomycetes; Serinales; Debaryomycetaceae. Bases 1 to 1305 code for a protein of 434 amino acids. Gene Ontology annotation, molecular function: RNA lariat debranching enzyme activity. Gene Ontology annotation, biological process: mRNA splicing, via spliceosome.